AUGUCCAAGUUGCUGGUGUUGCUGCUUCUCGUCGGCGCCGCCCUGUCUGAAGAGAUGAAGACACAGUCGUCAUUCACUACCUCGUCUGUUGGAGGUGACGGCCGAAGUGUCUCAACAACCAAAGUCACUGGUCCUGACGGUACCGUACGUGAGCAGACGGUGAAGGUCGGCGAGGAUGGCAAGAAAGUGGUGACGUCCAAUGUCAAGGAUGGUGAGAAGUUGGUGACGGAUGUUAAGGACAAGGUGGACGACCUCAUUCCCAAGAUGCCGCCGCGGGUGACGUUGCUGGUGGUGGCGCUGGCGGCGCUGUGCUGUGCGGCGCCCUCGCCCUCGCCGUCGCCGUCGCUGGGCCACCACGGGCUGCCGCUGUCGGCGUGGGCCGGCCCCGUGCUGGCGGGCUUCCCCGUGCCGGUGGCGCUGCCGCUGUACGGCGGGCUGGAGGGCGCGCUGGCGGCGCAGACGAGCCACGCCUUCCUGGCCGCCCCCGGCGCGCUGCUGGCUCUACCUGUCACGCACACUGUGCACACUAUUCCUGCGGGAACUGCCAUCGAGUACGGCGUUCCUCUACCCGCAGAUGCCGCCACAGAGAAGACAAAGCCAGCUGUUACCGAAGAAACACCUAUGGAGACCCUUGCGCCUGAGUCGGACAAGACUGGAGAGACGAGCCAGGUGGGGGGACAGGCCGUGGGAAUCGACCUGGCCUCCACGGGCGGAGCGAGCGCCGAAGGAGAAACCGGCGGCUUCAGCGCGGGCGGCAGUGCGGGGCAGGUGGGCGGUGUCGAGAUCUCCGGGGCAGUGACGGAAGCCGCAGUCACUGAGUCAGCCGUGGUCGAGAGCUCGUCAGCGGCUCCUGUGGUCGAGACCGCCGUUAAACCCAAUGGAGGAUACAAGCUCUCCAUCGCGUACGGUGUCCCCAGGGCACCCACAAUCUCUGAAAAUCUCGAUAACAGGGAUACUCUCGGUAACAACCAGUCUGAAAAUAUCAAGAUCACCAAGUCUGGACCAAAGAUACAGUCACUGGACGAUCUCAUCUCCGAGACAUUUUCUAGUACUGCUCAAUCAGGUUCCCUGAGCAGUUCUCACAGUGGGUCCAGAACUGGUGCUUUAGACUUUGUAGACGUGUCGAGCGAUGCUAGGUCACUGGCUGCGUCGGGUGGGCUGGAUUGCACUGGUAAAGGAUGUGGCACAUCAAAUUUUCAAAAGUUCAACAAGGUUGGCGUUACCUCAAAUUCUGGGGCAUUCAGGCUGUCCCUCGGUGGUGGCAAAAACGACGCUUUCUCUAAAGCGGUUGAAGAUGCGUCCUUAGGCCAGGAGACAGUCCAUUUCCAAAACUCUGCAGCCGUGCCCAAUAGAGCGGCCACACAACAUUAUUACUACGACCUUCCUCACCUAGCAGGAGGGGGUGCCUCUGGUGCAUCCGAACAGGGCGGUGCGAACUUUGGAUCUAGUCAGGCUUCUGGUUCUUCCCAAUCUUUCGCUUCUGGCGGCUUCAGGUCUGAGCAGGAUAGUGGUGACAGCGCUCUCUUUGGAUCUAGUCCAACCUCUGCUUCAUCUUCAGGGAUUUCUUCUGGCGGCUUUGCUUCCCCAUUGACGUCUGAGUCGCUGCCCAAUUACCCCGACAGUGUCCCUGUACCGCCAUAUCCUAAAACGUAUAGUGCUCCAGUCCCGCCAUAUCCUAAACUUUACAGUUCUCCAGUACCGCCAUACCCUAACACUACGCCAGUUCCACCCUACCCCAACGCAUACUCUCCUCCAGUAUAUUCUCCACCUGCCUACAGCCCUCCAGGUGGCAACACUAACCGAUUCGCACCCUCGAAGCCAGACUUUGGCACUGGUUCGCAAAGAGGCAUAGGCGACACCGGUGUGUUUAGGCCAAGCCAUGGCGCGCAUCCACCAGUGGCUGGAGACCAGGACGGUGUGUACCCACCUUCCAAGCCUCCAGCUCCAGCCUAUGGGCUUCCUCAGCCGCCGCCAUCAGCUCCCAUCGAUUCUUACGGCCUUCCUGCUAGAGAUCUUUACGAUAUCAGGAGUGGUGCAAACGCUUCUUCUAGACCGAGCAAUAAGAGGCGAUCCCUGAACAAUAAGCGGCGAUUCGUUUGA
Molecule: messenger RNA, 2100 nt
Organism: Schistocerca nitens (vagrant locust)
Lineage: Eukaryota; Metazoa; Arthropoda; Insecta; Orthoptera; Acrididae
Exons: 6
Coding region: 1-2100 (699 amino acids)
Source: RefSeq, a predicted model, not a curated record